ACAAACCUUUUAUAAAUGCUCAGGGAAUAUUAUACGCACUUUUCUAAGAAUUGUGAUAUCUUCAGGUUUGUUGUUUCUUCUCCAUUUACCUUUUGAAUAUCAUCAGUUAUAAACUAAAUUGUUAUCUCAAAGAAAUUUAAAAUGUCUCACGCGGUUACAAGUGAUCGUAUACGACAGGACGACGAAAUGACUGCUCUUUCCAGUAUUUACAGCGAAAAUGAGUUCUCUUGCACCAGAAACGAGCAGAUAAAAUGUACAAUUAAUAUAUUUCUCGAACUUAAUAGGAAACUAGAAGUGAACUUCACUAACUGCUGCUCUUCCAACGCAAUCUCCGAUUCGAUCGUCUCAUGUGAUAAAAUUUUCGUCGGACACCUGCCACCGGUCAGAUUGUACACUCAACUUCCAAAUAUGUAUCCAUCUCGAAAGCCACCAAAUUUCUGUCUAUCUGUUAUCUGGCUGACCCCCUGGGAGAUAUCUUUCGUCUGCCAGAAAUUGGAUGAAAUAUGGGAAGAGAAUCAGGGCAGUGAGAUCUUGUUUCUAUGGCUAGAUUUUCUACAAAAUGAUCUUUUUAAUUUCCUCGGCAUACAAGAUUCUUUAGAUGUUUCCUUCAUGCACAUAAUUCGCACAACACCAGGUGAUCGUAUCACAUUCCACCUGGCACGCUUAGCUGAUCGCAGAGCUGUAAAUGGUGCUUUGUCUUUAGACAUCAAAAAAUUGUUAAUAUCUUACGACAGAGAACAGCAUAAGAAACAAUUUGAUAACAACUUUUACACUUGUUACAUAUGCUUCGAAGAAUAUAGAGGACUGCAUUGUAUAGAAUUGAAAAACUGUGGACAUGUUUACUGCAAAGACUGUAUUGAGGAACAUAUACGUAUUAAAAUUAACGAGCACAUUAAGAUUAUAUCGUGUCCAACGUUAGACUGCAGUUUCGAAAUAAACGAUAACGAUAUUAAAACUCUUUGUCCGAGCUUGUUUUCGCGAUAUGAAGAACUCUUGUUGCGAGUAACGUUAAACACUAUGGACGAUGUAAUAUAUUGCCCGAGAAUUUCAUGUCAAAAUCCAAUGAUUAAGGAUCCGAGUGAUACUGCACCAAUUUGUCCCAUUUGUAAUUAUUGCUUUUGCAUAUAUUGCUAUAAGUUGUACCAUGGAGCUGCGCCAUGCGAGAUAGCAUCAGAUGACAUUAAGAAGCUCAUUAAUGACUACAAGAAUAGUGAUGAUAAGAAAAGAAAGCUUUUGGAAAGGAAGUACGGUAGGCGACAAAUACAAUUAGUUGAAGAAACUCUUACAACUGAAUAUCUGCAGGAUAACACGAGAAGUUGUCCCAAGUGCCAUUCUCUCAUUAGCAAAAUUGAGGGGUGCAACAAAAUGACCUGUAAACAUUGUCAAUCUUGUUUUUGCUGGCUGUGUGGCCAGCAAAUUACUUUAAUGAAUGGAUAUGGACACUUUACCAGUGCCAACAGUCCGUGUUUCGGACGUUUGUUCGAGGGUGUAGAAGGUGACGGUUACGAUAAUUUCGAAAUAAUGGAGAAUGUAAUUUGGUUUGAAGUAAAUUUCGAUGAAGUAUUGGAAAAUUAAAUAGAAAAAAAGAAAAAUCCGAAUGUAAUUAGGAUCUUCAAUAUAUACAGUUAUUUGAUUGCUUUAUUGUUUAUAAUAUUACAAGGAUAUUAUGAGAGAAAAAAUAAUAUGAUGUUAUUAAUAUCGUUAAUCAUACAUCAUUAUAAUUUAUACUAUUAUCCAUAUCACAGAUUUAGUUUUUUUUAUUUUUUGCACAUAUUUAUUAAUUUUUCUAAAAAUCUCGUGAAUUCUAAAGAGAGUUCGUAUCUAUGUGAUAUAUACAUAUCUGUAUAUAAAGAUAUGUGAAUCUAUCUUAUAUACUUCCAAAAAAAAAAAUAUAUAUAUGUGUAUAUAUUUUUGUAUUUGGCAUAUAAAAAUCUAAUAAGAAUACCAUGUAAGUUGCAAAUAUAGCACUGAUCAAUCUUUUU
Molecule: messenger RNA, 1982 nt
Organism: Formica exsecta
Lineage: Eukaryota; Metazoa; Arthropoda; Insecta; Hymenoptera; Formicidae
Product: E3 ubiquitin-protein ligase RNF14-like
Exons: 4
Coding region: 142-1575 (477 amino acids)
Biological process (GO): positive regulation of proteasomal ubiquitin-dependent protein catabolic process; ubiquitin-dependent protein catabolic process; protein polyubiquitination
Cellular component (GO): ubiquitin ligase complex; cytoplasm
Molecular function (GO): zinc ion binding; ubiquitin conjugating enzyme binding; ubiquitin protein ligase activity
Source: RefSeq, a predicted model, not a curated record